AUGAGCGAGAGUCUGUCGCUCGGGCGCCCGCCGUUAUUGCGCUUCCGUCUACUGCAUCAGGACCUUUUGGCCUAUGUGGGACAGAACAUGGCUGAUGAAAAUGCACUGCAAUUCACGGCAAAUCUAGUGGCGGCUGCUUCGGAUCUUUUACAGCCUCUAUCACUGGUACCACCUAGCACCUCGGAGCGCGCGGCGCUUCAAGCCAACGCAGUCAAGGUUAUUGGCAAACAUGUGGAGAUUUCGCCGCUAAUUCAACAAGAAAUUUGCAAGCUAAGCGACGAGUUUCGUAUAAGCGAAAAGACGUGUUUUGAAUUUUGGUUUAUGGCUAGUGAUCAGCAACAGCGCGAGUGGGUGGAACGCGCGGAUCAACUGGCACCAGGCACAAUCGCUGACUCGGUUCAAAAUGCAGCACGUUACUUUUUGAUCUCGGAAAUGGAAUAUAAAUUGCACUUGUUGAAGGAGCUGCUUCGACUACGUCUAGAAACGCAGCUAGACAAACCACGCGCGCAAUUCAUAAUAUCCUUUACUAACAAGUUGUUGAUGGAGAACUUGCUGCCUAAUUUGGUAGCAGCUUAUGACGAGCAGCUCACACAACUAGCACAGAUAGCUAAAAUGGAACAGAGCGUGAGUUUCUGGCACACGCUUGUAGCCGAAUGUCUGGUUUUCAUUGUGUCCAGCACUCUGACGCUCGCUACAGAAGUACAAAAGCUUGCUAAUCUGCUCAAGAUGCUCUGUGGACGCUUACAAACGGUAGUAGCCAAAGUUUCACCGCAUAUUGUUAACUUUUCGUCGUUUGCCGAGCUAUUUGAAGGAGGUUCCUUAGGUGGAACAUCGCCCGAAGGAGCGGUCAGACAGGUGUCUUGCAUACUGCAAACUAUCACUGCAAUUCAGGUGGCACUGUUUGUUGUACUCUUUCAAAAUAAAACAAAAAAAUUGGAUCGUGAAACAGGGGAGAUGGAGAUCGGUGCUGCGUUGUACCUACGUGAACACGCCCCGGUAGUGAAGGAGCUACACCGUAUUCUAUACGAGGAAGAGUGGGAACAAAAGCACCUUCAGAGCGUUGGGAUGCUCGCCUGGGCCGGCUUUCUUGCUGAAAACGACGAUGGCAACAGCAACAGUAGAAACGUGAUCUUUGCUGAAGCAGAGGCUGCCUCUGAUGUGGUCAAAAAGGCAAUUGAAGAGCGUGUUUUUCAUACUUUGGUGGAAGUGCAGCUUAAGUAUGUGCCAGAUCGCAAGCGUGACUUGCAGCUAUAUUACAUUCACGAACGACAUUUUGAGCUUUUAUUUCAUACAUAUUCGUCAAAAAUGAUGGUCGCUGUACCGACGGUGGCUGAUAAGGCAUCGCUUGCUGCUUUGCAGUCUGAAAAUGACGGUGAAGUGGUGGCUUGGGAUGGCGACUGCCUCGAAGAUAUAGUUGAAUUUGCAACAGCGUUGUGUGCUCGUAAUUCGACGUUUUGUCGUUCGUUCUGGCGUGAUGUUAAUGAACACCUCGAUUCCCAUGACAGCACCAAUCCCGAAAAUAGUAACGACAAGGAACAGCGGCGGAGCGUAAUGCGGCUUAAUAGCGUGAGUGGGGCAAGCUGCCACGACUUCUUAAUCGCCUGUCGUGAUGCCGCGCUCAAAAACCCUGGAUGCUUAGCGGCUUACAUUCGAUUGGUAGCUGCUGCCGCUCGCGGACCAGAUUGCGCUCAGCUAGCUUUUCAUCACAUUAAAAUGAAUCCACAACAGCUUGGUUGGGAUCAUUUCUUUGCUGUAAUGGCAAAGUAUCAGCGGCUUCUUACUGAUGCUGAGAAACCUGCCGGAUAUCCGUCGCUGAUGCCUGGUGGUGUUUCGCAGGGAAUCGGAGUUGGCCAUAGCUCGUUCAAUGGCUUAAAAAGUUCCGCUGGUCCUGGACCCCGUUUCAUUCGCCCUAAGGAGUUGGAAGCAUUAGAAAGCAUUCAAAAACUUAUUCAGGAAGUAUUGGCAGACUCGCAACUGGCCCUGAUCUUCUUUCACAAUCACGACUGGUCUCCGAUCCCAACGUUCGUGGCUUUUCUGCAGUGCCGCAUUCCUAGCUCACUCAAGGGUUCAAUCAUGAAGACAUUAGCUGCCUUUGCACGUGUUCCAGAUAUCGCGCCGUUUGUGUGGCGCCAGGUAGACGCGUUGCAAAUUUUGCGCACAACUGGGGACACGACGAAUUACGGAAAAGAAGAUAUCAGUUAUGAACUUGAGCACUACGAAUCGCUGAGUAGAACAUAUCCGGCAACAAGAGGUUUUGUAACGCUUCUCUACGAGCUCUUUAAGAAUCCUCGCGCCUGGAAGUCGUUCGAAGGUGAUGGCAAUGUUGCAGCAAUCCAGUAUUACUUUGAGUUUUUGCUUGACAAUGUGUUUUUAAAGUUUGAUUUGCGAAAGUAUGAGCGAGAAGAAGAAAAGUGGGAGCUUGUGAACGGCACUCUUGCCAUUUUCAAAAAACUUCUUCGAAGCGUGGAUACCUUUACGACAGAAGGCAGCUUGUCUUAUCAACUUCUAGCUCGGUUUCUUUCGAGCAAUCCGUUGCUAAACAAAGUGCUGUCAAUCAUUUCUGGCGAUGAUGGAGUUGAGAAUCUGGAAAGUACGUCAACAGAUAGGCAUUUGGAGCAUGCCUUUUUUUACUGCCUUGACAUCGUGAAACGCGAAACUGAGGCUAAGCACGGCUCACUAAAUUUUGUAAUCGACGUCGCCAAAAAGCCUAGCGAUACGUACCUCACCAAAACCACAGCAGUUGCUUCCUUACGUGAGCGCUGUGUGCAACAUGCACUUGAACUUAUAUUGCUGCUGCUGGAAAACGAUGUUCAGUUUGUAGAUAUCGAUAUCAACCGUCAACUUUCGCAUCGACUGCAAGUGGAGAUGAUGCACACCAUUUUGUGCCGCCAUCGCUUUGACCUUGUUAACAUUGUCAAGUAUAUCAAAUAUUCUAAAUCAAAACACAUUCCACAUCUGUCCACAGCGAUUUUACGUAUUAUCAGUACCCGCAUUAGUGGUGGUGACCUUAUCAGCAUACUUGUUGACAGCGGAUCUGGUGCAGACAUUAUGAUUGGUUACAUGAAUCGCCUACUCAAUGUUUAUGAUAACGAUGAAGAUGAGCAAGUUGAGGACGAGGUUGAAAGCAACAAUGAGCAAAGUGUCACGGGACUGAAUACUGGAAGCACUCAGUCAAGAAACUGUUAUCAAGAUACUCAAAUCUUAUCCUCCCCGCACGAGUUGUUUGAGAGUGAUACGUCUCCACCCUCUAUUCGUGGCGCCAUCCUUGACCUACUACUUGAAAAUUUGAACAAGCCUGCGCCUAACCUGGCACAUUUACUACUUGGCAACAUCAAGCAAACUGGAACAUCAAAGGAUGCAGCCUUGCCAAAAUCGUAUGUAAUGACCGGUCUUGAAGCUAUAAUUACCUUAGUGAUGCACGCAGACUUUGGCGUGGAGACGCCAGAGCUAGCAGAGCGGUGCCACCAUGUACUUUACUGUCUAGUUACGCAAGAAUUUUCUUCGCCUGAUGCUAUCGCUGCACUUGAAAGCGUCCCAAAUGACUUUUUUGCGUCUCAGAUACAAUUAUUUAGCAGUGUCUACCAUGUAUCAAGGAGAAAAACAGCUGCCACUAUGAUCGCCGAGUUAAAUAUGCGGGGGUGGUUUUUCAAAACGCUUGCAGUGUACUUGCAUGUGGGGCUGCAGAAGGAGCCUCCGCGCAUGAAAAACCUGAACAAGCUGAUACAUCAGCUGCUGUCCGUAACAGAGGGUGGGAGCCGAAACGACGUUCGUGCUAUUGAGCGACAGGAACAAAUGCUGCUGCUGCGCCUGCUUGAUGAGUGUACUUUCCACUUCUUGCCACCCGUGGUCCCAGUUAAUCGGCAAGUUGUGGCCAUGGCUGAAGAGUUGACUGCAGCUGUGGGGCAGGGUUGUUAUUAUAAAUGGCUAAAAAUUGACAUUGAGCGCUUUUGUCAUGAUCUUCAGAAACUAGAUUUGACCGCAGUCGAGGAUGGAAUAGAGGAUUUUUACUCUGCGUCAAACAAAAGGUUUCGUGUGAAUGACGAUGGUGAAAGCAGUACCAGUAGCAAAAACAAUACUGAAGCAGCAGUGGAGAGGCUAAUUCAAUGGGCUAUACAAUGGAACAUCUACUCAGAGAGAAUUGCUGCCGAAAGUCAUUCGCUCAAUUCACUGCGCGAGUUGAUGGAGGUUAUUGUGCUUGAUUACCUAGUGUUGCCUCGCGUACACGAAUCAGUUGUACCGCCAACUAUGAGGGAGGGAUCCGAUGCUCUUGCGUCCGAGGAAGUGCGAUUGGAAUUAAUGAGUGGUAUAAUCGCGUCUGUGCUUAGUAAAUUGACUGAUAAAACCGGUGCUGCUGCCCAAUUAUUUGAGAUCGCUGCGACGAAUGCUCUGAUGCUCUUUUCGCAGCUCAGCUAUACUGAUGACGAAAGUCAUUCGAGCGCUCUUCCAUUAAGCCGAUACGAACAAUCCAUGAGCUUUUUGGAAAUGCUCUUUCGUUCCGUUUACAGCAGCGCCGCAGCAACUGGAAAUCCGUCUGCUGCACGUAAUUCGCGGACACUGUUAUACACUUGUAUCCUUCAUGUGCUGCAUAUGCUCCCAAGUCACACUGUGCAAGAUUUACCUUUGGCUAAUGUUGGACUUGCGAUACCUGCACGCAGUCAGGAACAACGUAUUCGACAUUUGCUUUCUAAUCAGGUUGUUGAUCUAAUUUGUAAGGAUGCAAGCGACGGCGAAGACACUUUGAGCAUGGCUCUGGCCGUGUCUGCCUUGGAAACUCUAGUUGGGUUUGAAGGUAACUCAUUGGUUGUCGCAGUUAUCCGUGAACGUGGAUAUCUCAUGCACUUUAUUGACAUCCUUAAAAAGCUGAGUGAUAUGGAUGCCGCGGUCUUCGAACGAAGCAGUGGCGGCUCGACAAUGGUAAAAAGCAAAGUGAUGUCUGAUGGAAUGGACGCUACGACGAUUGGCUCGAUAUACGAGUGCUUUUUAUCGCUAUUUGCCAGGGUUGCUGAGACACGGGACGGAGCCAUAGCUUUGCUGGAAGGUGGAUUAAUCCGUGUGUUGUCUGAUGUCCACAACCUGCCAACGCAUCUACCGCAGCAUCUUUUUCAACAGAGAAGUGCUCAAUCUGGUGUUUCUGCGGAAGUUUUCCAGCGUAUCGAGUUUGUAUACUAUCGAAAGUGGCUCCCCAUGGCUCGAUUGCUAAGUGCAUGUUGCGCCUCUUUGCCGAAAAAUCGGACACUUACCAGCCAAAUACUUCAAUUCGUUUACAAAAAUCGAAAGCUGUUCACGUCAGCGCUGAAAUUGUGUGCGAGUGGUCUUCCGUCGCAGCUUAUCUCGAUAAAUCUUCUUCGAGAAGUAUCGUAUGUGACGUUUGUAUUUCGUUAUGUAACUCAAUUUACUGAUUUGUGUGAGCAAACGCUGGUGGCGGCAAAGUGGGAGAAAAUUUCACAACUGAUCCUUCACGUAUUUAUGUAUUUUAGCACAAGACUUGUGCCGCCAAGCGAUGAAGCAGAUGAUAUGAGCGACGUAUCUAGUUCUACGUGGUGGCACAAGACAGUAUUUGAUGAACAGCGCACCGAUGCAAUCCAGUAUGGCAUACAUGAAAAGCUGUUAGAGCAUUGCGAGAGUGCAGCUGUGAAAUCCAGUGGAAGCGCUAGUCUGCUUCACAUGUCGUUAUUGGACGAAGAAAAGUUGUAUGCGUCUAGAAUGAUUUUAUGCAACGCUGUGGCCUUCUGUGUCAGACGCAUGAUGUUUACUGUGGACGAUAAUAAACUUGGUAGAGUGCCUCCGUUGUUGUCCCUUAGUGACAAGACGCAAAUGCAAAACGAAAGCCGAUUUCCAUCGAUGUCAUCGGUGGACCCUCGCGCAUUUGCAGCGGCUACAGACCCUUUGUGGAUCCAUGCACCGUCGAUUAACGACUUUACAAUCCGCUUUGACUCAAUAGUUUUUGCUUUGGAGGCCAGCAAGCAGCUUGUCGAUGCGUUGACAGCUUUGAAUAAUGAAGCUGCAUCGGGUCGCUCGAAUUUGCUUUCGUCCGCUUCGUCGCAACAGCAAUUAAUUGGUCGGCGUGACCUCCAGCGCGAGAUCAAACCACUGGAAAAUUUGUUGGAAUACCAUGCCGACAGCUUGAUGUUUGUCGUCGAGAAUAUGCUCGUGGUGUUGCUUUGCCAUUUCACCCACUAUCUUGGUCGUCCCGAAGCGGCAUCCAGCGAAGACGUUGUUCAUCACACACUUGGCAAAGUGCUUGUUAUUGUCAGCGAAAUUGAGAGUAAUUCGUUCAUUCACGCCAUCGCCAGAAGACUACGCGAAUUGGCGUCUACCGGAUAG
Molecule: messenger RNA, 6324 nt
Organism: Plasmopara halstedii
Lineage: Eukaryota; Oomycota; Peronosporomycetes; Peronosporales; Peronosporaceae
Product: nuclear pore complex protein nup205
Exons: 2
Coding region: 1-6324 (2107 amino acids)
Cellular component (GO): nuclear pore
Source: RefSeq, a predicted model, not a curated record